Hyphopichia burtonii NRRL Y-1933 is the source of this 1593-nucleotide messenger RNA. RefSeq names its product MFS general substrate transporter. The record is from RefSeq and is a predicted model, not a curated record. Bases 1 to 1593 code for a protein of 530 amino acids. The transcript is spliced from 3 exons. Gene Ontology annotation, cellular component: plasma membrane. Gene Ontology annotation, molecular function: secondary active monocarboxylate transmembrane transporter activity. Gene Ontology annotation, biological process: plasma membrane lactate transport. Lineage: Eukaryota; Fungi; Ascomycota; Pichiomycetes; Serinales; Debaryomycetaceae.
AUGACUUCUAUUCAUACUAAUAAAACAAACGAUUUAGAAAAUAAUAAUAUUGAAAAAUCCCAUCAAGAUGAUUAUGAACCGUUUUAUAAACCCCAUUUUGACUUGAGAUCGAUAUCCAAGUACUUGAAAACCAGAUUCACUGAUUUGGCUCCAAGUAAAGAGUUCAUGUUACAGAAUAAGCAUUUAUUAAACCCAAUACCUGCUUUGAAAGAAAUACCUGCUCAUCAGUGGAAUUAUAUCGUGAUUGCCUUUUUGGCUUGGUGUGCUGAUGCUUUGGAUUUCUUUAGUGUGGUUAUGAAUGUAGAUGCUUUAUCUAAAGAUUUAAAUACUUCAACUACAAAUAUCACUUGGGGUACUACUGUUGUUUUAAUGUUGAGAAGUGUUGGGGCUUUCAUCUUUGGGUAUUUUUCAGAUAAGUACGGUUCCAAAUGGCCGCUUGUCAUCAAUAUUCUCUUAAUGACUUGUAUCCAAAUCGGAUUUUCUUUUAUUCAAACUUAUUCCCAGUUCUUAGCCGUUAGAGCCUUGUUUGGUAUUGUAAUGGGUGGGAUUUAUGGUAAUGCUGUCUCUACUGCAUUGGACGAUUGUCCUCCUAGAGCAAGAGGGGUCAUUUCCGGUCUUUUACAACAAGGUUAUGCAACUGGUUACUUGAUUGCGGUGGUUUUCACUAGAGCAAUUGCCGAUACUCAAUCCCAUACAUGGAGAGCCAUGUACUGGGUAGAAGCAGGUAUCACGUUUAUUAUUGCCAUUUCCAGAACGAUCUUACCACAAACAAAUUUAACCAGGGAACGUAUUUUAGAAUCUAAAUUACAACAACUGAAUGGGGUUGUUACUGAACCUUUCAACCGUAAGUUCGUCCGUAUCAUGAAAGAUUAUUGGCUUAUGUUUGUUUAUCUUAUUUUAUUAAUGUCAGGUUUCAAUUUCAUGUCUCAUGGUUCUCAAGAUUUAUACCCAACUUUUUUGAAAGUUCAAUUAGGUUUUUCAAAUGAUCGUGCCACGGUUACCAAUUGUGUUGCUAAUAUAGGUGCCAUCGCUGGAGGGUUGAUUGUUGGUCAUUUCUCCGUAUUCGUUGGUAGCCGUUUGAUUGGGGUUUCUUGCUGCAUCUUAUCCUAUGCAGUGGUUUAUUCUUGGAGUCAUUAUACUGGUUCAAUUGGUUCCCUUAACGCUGCUGCCUUUUUCUUACAAUUCUUCGCUCAAGGUUGUUUUGCCAUUGUACCCCUGUUUCUUAAUUCUUUAGCUGAUCCAGAAUUGAAAUCUUUUAUUGUGGGUAUGAGUUAUCAAUUAGGUAAUUUGGCUAGUUCUGCUUCUUCUACAAUUGAAUCAACCAUUGGUGCGAGAUUCCCUCUUAAUAUUAAUGGUAAACAUGUUUUCGAUUAUGGGAAAGUCUUAUUAAUCUUUAUGUGUUGCGUUUACGCUUAUCUUUUCUUAGUUCUUCUACUUGGUCCAGAAAGAAAAACAAUCGAACAAGAUAUCCAAGAAGAAAAAGAAUUGAAUGAUUUCUACGACAAUAAAUUCAGCGAAACUAACGACGUUCAACAGAUUGAACAAUCGGAAAAAAAUGAAGUAACCGUGAAUAAUUCAACCAAAAAAAAUUAA